AUUUUCCUUUCAUCAAUCACUUCACAGUUAGUUUUUGACAAAAUUUGAUUUAUUUACUUAGAAAAUUAACAAACAAGUCACAGUACUUGUUACUCUUGUUACAAUUAACAUUGCUAUGGCGAUCUUCAAGAUUCUCGUGUUGUUGCUAAGCUUGUCUUGUUUUUGUCAAGCACAACUUUCUCCUACUUUCUACGACCAAAGAUGUCCAAACGCUCUUUCAACCAUCCGAUCGUCAAUUCGAACAGCGAUCAGCCGUGAACGUAGAAUGGCUGCUUCUCUCAUCCGUCUCCAUUUCCACGACUGCUUCGUCAAUGGUUGUGAUGCAUCGGUCAUGCUCGUGGCUACUCCUACCAUGGAGAGUGAGAGAGAUGCAGUGGCAAACUUUCAAUCAGCGAGAGGAUUUGAAGUUAUCGAUCAAGCCAAAGCUGCUGUUGAGAGUGUCUGUCCUGGUGUUGUUUCUUGCGCUGAUAUCAUUGCCGUUGCCGCGAGAGACGCUUCUGAAUACGUCGGAGGUCCAAUAUAUGCAGUGAAGGUUGGUCGGAGAGAUUCCACCGCCGGGUUUAGAGCUAUCGCAGACAGCGGCGAUCUCCCCAACUUCAGGGCAAGCCUCGACGAACUCGCUGAUCUCUUCCUUCGAAAAGGCCUCAACACUAGAGACCUCGUCGCUCUCUCAGGAGCUCACACUUUAGGGCAAGCUCAAUGCGUCACGUUCAGGCAAAGGCUUUACGACAACUCAAGUGACAUUGACGCCGGAUUCUCCAGCACACGUAAGCGCCGCUGUCCGGUCAACGGUGGAGAUACGACUCUAGCACCUCUAGAUCAAGUGACACCAAAUUCGUUCGACAAUAACUAUUACAGAAACUUGAUGCAGAAGAAAGGACUUUUGGAGACCGAUCAGGUUUUGUUCGGAAGCGGGGCUUCUACUGACAGUAUUGUAUCGGAAUACAGCAGAAACCCUUCUCGAUUCGCGUCUGAUUUUGAAGCUGCAAUGAUCAAGAUGGGAGAUAUUCAGACACUCACUGGCUCAGCUGGACAAAUCCGGAGGAUCUGCACUGCUGUUAAUUAAAAAGAUAUUACUAGCUGCUCUUGUCCGAGACUUAGAAUUGAUGUUACUCUAUUCUUUUUACAUUUAUCCAUUUGGUUCAUUGUUGUAAUAAUUGUAUGUAACUAAUUACCUGCAAUAAUUCGUUUGUAUUUUGAAUAAUAUUUUUAAUGAUAAUUAUUUUUUCCCCUA
Molecule: messenger RNA, 1234 nt
Organism: Thlaspi arvense
Lineage: Eukaryota; Viridiplantae; Streptophyta; Magnoliopsida; Brassicales; Brassicaceae
Source: the annotation of a GenBank genome assembly